AUGCGGAUAGAUGCUGACAUUUUUGUUGGCUUCCUCUCGCUGUUCAGCGUCCUGGCCAUCCUGCUCAACGGGGCGACGUUGAUCGCUAUCAUAAGAUGUCGGAGUCUUCGAAAGACGCAGAACAUCUUCACCUUCAACGUCGCCUUGGGUGACUUCGUAGCAUCAAUCGUUGUAGCCGUCCAGCGAUGGCUUGAUCAUUGGGGAGACGUGAAUCUCUCAAUCUUGACACGUACUCUGGGAGCUGCUAUGAUGAUAAGCGUCUUAAGCACACUCGCUGUGGCCAUUCACCGUUUCAUCAUCAUCCGCCUCGACCCUUUCCAAAACCGUCGUCUCGUCACGCCUACUCGCUGCGUCAUCGCCUGCGUGUUCAUCUGGGCCGCCGUCUUCGCCGUCUACCUGGGCACCUAUCUCCUCAACGACCGUCUCUUCUUCUACUUCGUCUCCCCCAUCAUGCUCCUGUGCGCCAUCGGGAUCUGCGCAAUCGUCUACGCCGUCGUGUACCUCACCAUCUCAGCAUCGAUACACGGCAUUGGGUUGACAUCCGACGCGUACAUCCUUCGAGUUAAGAAGAACCAGAAGGUCCUGUGUACCUUCCUCUUGGUGGUGUUCUCAAACCUGGCCUGCUGGGUCCUCAUGUGCUUUGUCAUGAUUUGCUUCUUCCUCAGGCCGUCGUUCAUUCUCCAAUACUACCCCCAGUACGGCCGGUAUUACACCGCUGCCUGGUUCUUAAACCUCUACUACGUCGCCUGGUGGCUCGUCAACGUCAACGCCAUCAUCAACCCGAUCAUCUACUGGACGAGGCUCAGCGACUUCAGACGACUGAUUUGCAGCUGCUGCGGUCAUCGUAACGACAAAGAAUCGUUGCCGGUGACGGAGGAUAGCAAGAUCGAAAGCGACUACGACAAAGGCAAGAAUGAUGUGAGCAUGGUUGCCAUGAAGGGUGUGAUUAAUCAACAAGAGAAUGGAUGUAUUUAA
Strongylocentrotus purpuratus (purple sea urchin) is the source of this 975-nucleotide messenger RNA. RefSeq lists its product as uncharacterized. Gene Ontology annotation, biological process: G protein-coupled receptor signaling pathway. NCBI's taxonomy places the organism in Eukaryota, Metazoa, Echinodermata, Echinoidea, Camarodonta, Strongylocentrotidae. The transcript has 2 exons. Gene Ontology annotation, molecular function: G protein-coupled receptor activity. The coding region runs from base 1 to 975 and encodes 324 amino acids. The record is from RefSeq and is a predicted model, not a curated record. Gene Ontology annotation, cellular component: membrane.